Molecule: messenger RNA, 975 nt
Organism: Gracilinanus agilis (Agile Gracile Mouse Opossum)
Lineage: Eukaryota; Metazoa; Chordata; Mammalia; Didelphimorphia; Didelphidae
Product: vomeronasal type-1 receptor 1-like
Exons: 1
Coding region: 1-975 (324 amino acids)
Biological process (GO): G protein-coupled receptor signaling pathway
Cellular component (GO): membrane
Molecular function (GO): pheromone receptor activity
Source: RefSeq, a predicted model, not a curated record
AUGAGAACAAACAGUUCUACUACAGCCAGUGAAAAAAUUAUUUUUCUCGACUUAGUUCUAGGUAUUGCUUCCUUCAUCCAGACAGGAGCUGGUAUGCUGGGAAACUUCUUCCUUCUUUGUCAUUAUAUCUUUAUUUUCCUAUUUGGUUACAAGCUGAGGCCCAUAGACUCCAUUUUUUUCCACUUGGCCUUGGCCAACUCCAUAAUGCUUAUUUCCAAGGGAGUCCCUCAGACAAUGGUCGGCUUGGGGCUGAAGAUUUCCCUGGAUCACAUUUGGUGUAAAUUUAUCAUUUUUGUUCACAGAGUGGCCCGUAGUCUUUCCCUCAGCCUCACCUGUCUUCUGAGUGGCUUUCAGAUUAUCACCAUCAGUCCCUCUACUUUUUCUGUAGUGUCAGACCCAAAAGCCUUUGCCUCAAAACUCAUUAAACCUUUGUGCCUUUCCUGCUGGAUCCUACACAUACUGAUAAAUGUCUUUGUGCAUGUGAAUAUGAAGAACUUUAUAGGAAGCAGUAAUGACACAAGGAUAUGGCAUAUGGGAUUCUGUUCACAUUUUAUUCCAGCCUCUUUCAAAGUCUCACUAUUUGCAAUUCUUUACUGUAUUCCUGAUUUCCUGUAUGUGGGAUUUAUGGUGAUGGUCAGUGGCUCCCUGGUGCUUCUCCUGCAAAGACACCACCACCAAGUUCGGCAUAUUCACAGAUCAGGCCUUUUGUCAAAAAGGUCCCCUGAGAUAAGAGCCACCUAUACCAUCUUGGUGUUUGUGAGCACCUAUGUCUCAUUCACCUUAGCCAAUUCCAUUUUGUCAGUUUAUCUCUUUCAGUUUCAUAGGCAUUUGCAGUGGUUGAUACCCACAUCAGCUCUCUUGGCUGCAUGUUUCCCAGCUAUCAGCCCCUUUGUACUCAUCAGCUGUGAUUCUCAGAUUCUCCAUUUCUUUUAUUCACUCUGGGGAAAGAAAAGAUCCCAAGACUCUUUUCCUUAA